CCGGUUAAAUCCCCGCCACGCAGGACCUUGGCUUGUUUGCAGAGCCUGGUGUUGAAGAGAGGAUCUCCUCUGCUUCUCUCUGGGAAAGGAUCCACUGAUGAAGUGUGGUGCAGGGAGGUGGCCUCCGAUGGGUGCUGCCUGUGUUCAGCUCCUGUUGGCUGCCACCCUGUGGGUGAUGCCUCAGAUGGCUGGCGCCCUGUGGGUGAUGCCUCACAUGGCUGCCACCCUGUGGGUGAUGCCUCACAUGGCUGGCGCCCUGCGGGUGAUGCCUCACGUGGGAGUUCCUGCUGCGCCAGAGCCGCUCAACAUGACCCGGGCUUCAGGCUUCAGGAUGCCCACCGGCAGACGGAAGAGAGCCAUUUCAUCACGAGACAUUAACGCUCUUCUGGAUUACCACAACCGAGUCCGCUCCCAGGUCUUCCCCCCCGCCGCUAAUAUGGAGUUCAUGCUCUGGGACGAGGGACUCGCCGAGUUGGCCGACUCCUGGGCUUCACGAUGCGUUUGGGAUCACGGUCCGACACACGUCAUGAGAUACGUGGGCCAGAACCUGUCCGUCACUACAGGAAGGUACCAGUCCAUCACUGAUCUGGUCCAGUCCUGGUACGAGGAGAGGCAUCACUUCUCCUUCCCCAGCAGAUGCAGUGGAUCGGUGUGCUCCCACUACACCCAGAUGGUGUGGGCGAGCACCAACCGAGUGGGAUGUGCCGUCAGGAAGUGCUCUCACAUGUACGUGUUUGGGAGCACCUGGAGGGAGGCGACGCUGCUGGUCUGCAACUACUCCAUAAAGGGAAACUGGGUGGGCGAGGCUCCCUAUAAGAGCGGGAAGCCUUGUUCCGUCUGUCCGUCCAGCUACGGCGGCUCCUGCUGGAGAAACCAAUGCUCACAUAACAGAAAACCCAAAAGACUCUCAAGAACUUAACACAACACAGGGUUUGAAAUGUGUUUGUAAUGUUGGACAGAGACAAAAGACAAAGUCAUAAUCCGUGUGAAGUCCCCCUACACAACUCAACGAAGCAGCUGGCCAGUUACCAC
Molecule: messenger RNA, 1032 nt
Organism: Etheostoma cragini (Arkansas darter)
Lineage: Eukaryota; Metazoa; Chordata; Actinopteri; Perciformes; Percidae
Gene: r3hdml
Product: R3H domain containing-like
Exons: 6
Coding region: 98-919 (273 amino acids)
Source: RefSeq, a predicted model, not a curated record